This is a messenger RNA of Annulohypoxylon truncatum, 2002 nucleotides long. RefSeq names its product MFS general substrate transporter. The transcript is spliced from 2 exons. Gene Ontology annotation, biological process: transmembrane transport. The record is from RefSeq and is a predicted model, not a curated record. Lineage: Eukaryota; Fungi; Ascomycota; Sordariomycetes; Xylariales; Hypoxylaceae. Gene Ontology annotation, cellular component: fungal-type vacuole membrane. Bases 345 to 1778 code for a protein of 477 amino acids. Gene Ontology annotation, molecular function: transmembrane transporter activity.
UGUGAAGAAUACAAAAAAAAACUAAUUGCUUAUUGGAUAUAUUAGCAAACCGAACCCUGUCUGGAAAGAAGGUUAAGCUAAAUGUUUGAGAAAUUUCAAAAGUCCCUGAAGUGGUUUUACCAUGAAUUCGGACUCGCUGCUAUCCAUGAGACUGGCCUUGAUGCCUACCUCAUUAUUCUGGCGCGAACUUGUCGCAUGUUCGCCUACGGAACCAACGCGCUUAUCUUAGGUAUGAGCUUGGGGUAGACGAUGGCUUCAUCUGUACCGUUUCUGUGAUUUUAACAAACUUUGUAGGCAUAUUUUUCUCCUCCCUGGGGAUAUCCGAUCAUCAGAUUGGCCUGUUCAUGACAUUUACGUUACUGGGCGAUGUAAUAUUGGGAACUCUUCUUACGCUCGUUGCAGAUCGCCUUGGAAGACGAAGAAUCAUGAUUGGGGGUUCUUUGAUGAUGAUACUAAGCGGCGUAAUAUUUGCGCUUUUUGAAAACUUCUGGAUUUUGCUACUCGCUGCAGUGAUCGGUGUUAUUAGUGUCACCGGCGGCGAUUUUGGUCCCUUCAGAAGUAUAGAGGAGUCAAUGAUUUCGCAACUCACCACUCCGGCAACAAGAGCGGACGUACUAUCGUGGCAUGUCACCAUAGCCCUGUUUGGAUCUUCUUUAGGAAGCGAGUUAUCAGGACGAAUUCUUCACUUCCUACAGAAUAAAGAUGGAUGGUCAGAUGUCGAUGCAUACCAUACCUUGUUCUGGGUAUACGCGAUAAUGGGUGUAGUGAAUCUUGGACUGGUUUUGCUGUUGUCCGAUGCGUGUGAGCUCUCACAGGCGAAGAAAACUUAUACACAAGUCCCACAGGAAGAUACCGUACGGAAUACCAACGAUGGCACUGAGAGCCCUGCAGAACCACCUCCUGAGGAUUCGGCCACAGAUCGAAACCCUCAGAAUUGGAUCAUUCGGAGUCUCAAGUGGUUUUCAAACCAACUAGCUCAAAUAUCGCCAACAACUCGAUCGGUGAUGUAUAAACUAUGGUUCUUACUGGCUGUCGAUUCGCUGGCUGAUGGUAUGGUGCCAUAUUCUUUGACGAAUUACUACAUGAAUGAAAAGUUCCACCCUCGAAAGUCGACUCUCGGCGAUGUUACCUCGUUCAGUUACUUUCUUGGAGCGAUUUCAGCGUCAUUCGCCGGCCCCCUGGCCCGAAAGAUUGGAUUAAUCAACACGAUGGUGUUCACGCAUACUCCAUCCUCGACUGCCGUUUUGCUCUUCCCGUUUCCUCCUUACCUUUGGAUGACGGCGGGAUUGCUGCUCGUUCGUGCAGGAUUGAAUAAUAUGGACCAGGCGCCACGGGCAGCAUUCAUCGCCGCAGUAGUCAAGCCGGAGGAGCGAACAGCAGUAAUGGGCAUCACAGCUACGGUUAGGACAUUAGCCGCUACGACCGGGCCUACGGUCACGGGCCUUCUGGCCGCGAGUGAGCGUUUUUGGAUUGCAUUUGUCGCAGCCGGAUGUUUCCGACUGUCAUACGACUUUGGUCUUUACGCCAUGUUCGUGAAUAUGAAAAUCAACCAACAUGAGAACAAACCGGUCGACUUGCCCAGUGGACACGAUGCAAGGCGUAUUCCCGACGAAGAGAUGGAGCUAGAGAGCCUAGCUGAUACGGUUGAUACUGACAGCGGUAGCGAGGAUUCAGGCUCCCUGCAGUUAAAGCCCGACCCUGUCCGCCUCGAAGUUCCUGAUGGAAAUCAAAGAAUUCGAAGCAGAAGUCCACGUCGGGAAAGAUAUAUAGACAGUUAGGAUCCAUACUUACUACGGGCAUUCAAUUGCUUUUUGUUUUUGAAGAUGGGUGGAUUUCGAAGAUUAUGUUCGUUUGGGGAUUAAAGCAUAACGGCAUAUAACUCCGCUACACUAGGGCUUUGGCGCAUCGGACAUGAUUUUAGCCGGUCAUAGUUUAACUCCUAGACAAAUAUAUAUGCUCUAUUUGAGUAUGAUAUUCGGACAUGGCGAUAUCCGAAUUCCUU